CCCUUACACAAACACUCUCUUUCUUAUUAUGUGAAAGACAGAGAGAGAGCUUCUUCUCUCCUGCUAUUUUUCUUAUAUUUUCUUGGUUACUUUGCUUUUCAUAUAUGGCUCUCCUCACUUUCUUACCAGAGCAGAGAGAGAAGGGAAAAAAACCAUCAAAAUGCAAGCGAAAGUUGCAGAAGCAGAAGCAGAAGCAAAAGCAACCAUCUUCAUGGGACCAAAUAAAAAAUCUACUAACUUGCAAGCAGGUAGAAGAUUCAAGCGUACACGACCCGUCAAAGAACUCUAACGGGUAUUCAAAGAUAGGUUCUUCUUGCAGCUCUAUAUGCAGUUUCAGGGACGUUGUUCAUGGCAACACAAGGGUUGUUGAUAGAGCUGAUAACUCACCAGAAAGUAGCAUAGUCGGUCAAGAAACUGGACUACUGAGUCGAAAACCUGUGAAUGGAUCAUCAUCUCGGUCGUUGGGAAGUUCAGGGAGAUCCAACAGUGGCGCAACAUACACCUCUUCUUCAAGAGGCAUGCAAUUCAGGAAACUUUCUGGUUGUUAUGAAUGUCACAUGAUUGUUGACCCUAGCAGGUACCCAACUCCAAGGACUACAAUAUGCGCCUGCUCCCAUUGUGGAGAGGUCUUCCCCAAGUCUGAAAGCUUGGAGCUUCACCAAAAAGUUCGCCAUGCCGUAUCAGAGCUGGGCCCAGAUGAUUCUGGUCGAAACAUCGUAGAGAUCAUCUUCAAAUCAAGUUGGCUUAAGAAAGAUAAUCCCAUCUUUAAGAUCGAACGGAUAUUAAAAGUCCAAAACACGCAGCGCACAAUCCAACGGUUCGAGGACUGCAGAGAAGCAGUGAAAACUCGUGCACUUAAUAGCACAAAAAAGAACCCCAGGUGUGCCGCUGACGGCAACGAGCUCCUACGAUUUCACUGUACGACUCUCACGUGCUCGCUAGGCGCGCGUGGAUCAUCCAACUUGUGCGGCUCGAUCCCCGCCUGCGGUGUGUGCACCAUCAUCAGACACGGCUUUCAAGGCAAGGAGUGCAAAGGGGUACGCACCACGGCGAGUAGCGGUAGGGCCCAUGAUUCACUUCUUGGCUGUACGGACGGACGGAGGGCCAUGCUGGUGUGUCGAGUGAUUGCUGGGAGGGUGAAGCGUUCGGCGGAAGAUGCGCCACCGCCAGAGGAGAACGCAGUGCCAGCUGGUGGCUCAUAUGAUUCUGUAGCCGGUUGCGCCGGUAUUUACUCGAAUCUGGAGGAGUUAUUUGUUUUUAAUCCAAGGGCUAUCCUUCCUUGUUUCGUUGUAAUUUAUAAUGCACUCGAGUGUUGAUGAUUUUUACUAGUAAUAACUAGUAACGAUCAAAAAAUACUUAACUAAAUUAACGGUUAGCAUUUCAUUGUGCUGACAGCCUUUGUGUAUAUAAUAAAGUCUUAAGUUUUGCAUUAA
Molecule: messenger RNA, 1433 nt
Organism: Jatropha curcas
Lineage: Eukaryota; Viridiplantae; Streptophyta; Magnoliopsida; Malpighiales; Euphorbiaceae
Product: C2H2-like zinc finger protein
Source: RefSeq, a predicted model, not a curated record